GGGAUUGGCCGAGCGGGCUCGGCAUCAGCAGCGCGGAGGGGUCGCUCCCACCUCCCCACGCCAGCCCGCAUCCCGGGGCACCAGGAGAGCGGCUGCAGCAGGGGGAACCUGGAGCCCCAGCCAGCGGGCGCCGCUAGCCAGGCUGCAGCAUCCCCGAGCCGGCGCGCGGCUCCGCAGCUCCCCGCGGGUCUCGGUGCAGCAGGAUCCCCCCGAUGGCCGGCCGCCUGGCGUGCUGGCUGCUGCUCUGGGCGCUGGGGCAGGGGGGCUGCCACACGCUCCCCGCGGAGGAGGAAAGUGCCAGCCGCAAGCCCAGGCCCCCUGCGGCUCCCCUGGCCAUCGCCUCCCCCAGCAGGGACCCCCCGGGGGGCUCUUCGCCUUCCCCGGCGCUGGGCAGCCUCGCUCAGGACGCGGUAGCUGUCCACAUGCUUAAACUCUACGAGAAGUACAGCCGGGAAGGCAGCCGGCCUGGGGACGGCAACACGGUGCGCAGCUUCAAAGCCAGGCUGGAGCUAUUGGACCAGAAGCCCCUGUACUGCUUCAAUCUGACGUCCAUGCAGGACUCAGAGUUGAUCCUCACUGCCACAUUCCACUUUUACUCGGACAAGCGCCCCCGGCACCGGGAAGUGUUCUGCAAACGCUCCAAGAACUCAUCCUGCCGCCUCCUCCACUUGCCCCAGAUCCCACGGCUCAGCCUUAUUUUCCGAAGCAUUCUCCAGAACUCCGCCUAUGGGCUGGUGAAAGGCAAUGUCACGGUGUUCCUCCACAGGCGAAGGGCUUGGCAGAUGAAGGACAUCUCCCACAUCAUAAAGGAAUCUAAACGGGAUGGUGAGCUCAUCCUCUGUGUGGAGCUUGACUCUGGAGAGAAAUACCAGGGCUUCCCCAAACAGCAAACCAAUCACUUACCGUACAUACUGGUUUAUGCUAAUGACCUGGCCAUAUCAGAACCCAACAGUGUGGCCGUGACUCUACAGCGAUAUGACCCGUUCCCUUCAAGCGAUGGGGAUCCCAGCCUAUCCCCCAAUGCCUCCACAGACACCCGGGUCAGGAGGGACAUAUUUCUUUCCAGCUCUAUCCAGAACAACGAGCUGCCGGAGGUGGAAUAUAACAACAACAAAUACAACAAACAUGACAUAUGGGAAAGUGCCUACAAGUCCCUAAAACCCAAAACCUCACGCAAGGACCGGAGGAGGAAAGGGCAAGAAAACACAGAGGUGCUCUCAAAAUCUCAGAUGCUAAAUUUUGAUGAGAAAACCAUGAAGAAAGCCAGACGAAAACAAUGGAACGAGCCCAGGAUUUGCUCUAGAAGAUACAUGAAAGUGGACUUUGCCGACAUUGGCUGGAAUGAAUGGAUCAUAUCUCCCAAGUCAUUCGAUGCAUAUUACUGUGCUGGGGCUUGCGAGUUUCCAAUGCCCAAGGUAGUAUGA
Terrapene triunguis (Three-toed box turtle) is the source of this 1424-nucleotide messenger RNA. It is a transcript of the gene GDF10, whose product is annotated as growth differentiation factor 10. Gene Ontology annotation, cellular component: extracellular region. Bases 213 to 1424 code for a protein of 403 amino acids. Lineage: Eukaryota; Metazoa; Chordata; Testudines; Emydidae. Gene Ontology annotation, molecular function: growth factor activity; cytokine activity. Gene Ontology annotation, biological process: BMP signaling pathway; SMAD protein signal transduction. The transcript has 2 exons. The record is from RefSeq and is a predicted model, not a curated record.